Fusarium odoratissimum NRRL 54006 is the source of this 1065-nucleotide messenger RNA. RefSeq lists its product as uncharacterized. Lineage: Eukaryota; Fungi; Ascomycota; Sordariomycetes; Hypocreales; Nectriaceae. The record is from RefSeq and is a predicted model, not a curated record. Bases 1 to 1065 code for a protein of 354 amino acids. The transcript has a single exon.
AUGCUAUUCACGGCAAUCCUUCUUUCUCUCGCUCCUGCUCUGGCGCUUGGGCGUCCGAAACACGAUCAGUCAGGCAGACCAAGGUCCGAGCAUGAGAGCCAUGUACGUCUUCUCCACGAGUAUCCAUUAGGACAUUUCGUCGAAGGCAUCGCCGUCCGCCCAAACGGCGAGCUUCUGCUCACUCUGCCAUACAUUGCCGAAGUACACAGCAUCAACCCUCUGCACUCCGAUCACACUCCCAAAGUGGUCCAUAAAUUCCAGGGCAUCAGCAGCGUCUUUGGCAUCACUGAGUAUGAUCAUGAUGUCUAUGCUGUGAACGGCGGCAACUUCUCGAUAGAAGAAGGCUCAGUGGUGGGAACUUAUCGUGUGGAUUCAUUGGACCUGACCGGGGCUGAACCCAAGGCGGCCAGGAUUGCAGACUUUCCGACUGCACAGUUCCUCAAUGGCAUGACAUUUCUGCCUCAGUGGGGACCUGGACCGCGCAACGUGCUCGUCAACGAUGUGAUCGGCGGUGUUGUUUAUCAUCUUGACCCAACCUCGGGAGAUUAUCACGUCGCCCUUAACAAUACCUAUACGCAGGCCCACCAGCAUCCAGUCUUGGGAUCUUUCGGCGUGAACGGCAUCAAGAUCGGAGACGGCAUGGCAUACCUCACCAACACCGGACUGGGUGCACUUGUGCGAUUCCCCAUCCAUCCCAACGGAACAGAAGUUGAAGGUGGUCCAGUCGAGAUUCUGUCCCGUCAGGAUAAUUCCACCUGGUUCUACGACGACUUUGCGCUCCGGGAUACGACAGCAUAUGUCACAACCGGCUCCGGGAAUUCCAUCGAGCGCGUUGUUGCGCCAUCGGUCGGCGCGGGAGGUCUAAUUGGUACAGACAUCGUGGCUGGAAGUCUUAAUUCUACCGCUGUGGCGGGACCGACUGCUGCUGCUUUCGGUCGCACUGACAGGGAUCGUCAUAUCUUGUAUGUUACUACGAGCGGUGCUGCGAAUGUGCCAGUCGAUGGAAAAAUUAGGGUUGGUGCACAGGUUCUGGCUGUUGAUACAAGAUUGUGCACUUGGAUCUAG